Messenger RNA from Monomorium pharaonis (pharaoh ant), 4043 nucleotides. It is a transcript of the gene Incenp, whose product is annotated as inner centromere protein A. Gene Ontology annotation, molecular function: protein serine/threonine kinase activator activity. The coding region runs from base 451 to 3042 and encodes 863 amino acids. Gene Ontology annotation, cellular component: kinetochore; nucleus; chromosome passenger complex. NCBI's taxonomy places the organism in Eukaryota, Metazoa, Arthropoda, Insecta, Hymenoptera, Formicidae. The transcript has 7 exons. The record is from RefSeq and is a predicted model, not a curated record. Gene Ontology annotation, biological process: meiotic spindle midzone assembly; mitotic cytokinesis; positive regulation of protein serine/threonine kinase activity.
UGUGAGAAGAAUAAACGAAUAUAAUUGGUUAAUUCCUUAGGGCUUAAAGCUUAUUACAUCUAUUGUAAAUCUGGCCUUAGGUCUUUGAAUAUAAACGUGGUCGAUGGCGCUAGUACAGAUGUCGCUAACAAUCUUGAUUCAAAUCAAACGGAAAGUCGUUAUCCCUUCCGGCUUGCAUGGAGAGUUAGGGACUCUACAUCGUUUUGAUGAGCCCGCCAAAGAGCGAACGGCGCUCGGUGCGUAGUCCGUAAGAUCAAAUAGUGCGUUUCUCGUCGCGUGAGUAUUAUUUGUUAUUGUUCUUCUCGCGUGUAAAACACAUCGUAAUGUUGCUCGAAUCUGUGCCGUCUGGAUCGAAGAAUUGAAUCGGUACGCGCUGCGUGUUUACGGCGAAAACGCGAAAAUUCUUAUACACACAAGACAAACGGAAUUCCGCCCGCGCGGUUCGGCACCAUGAACGCCCGAUCGAAAGAUGAGAUCCGAGAUGUGAUUCUCAAGGAUCUGCAAAACAUUCACGAUCGUCGUACGGAGAUGUUGAAGCGGCUCACCGAGAAUGUCGAGGACAGUUUGUCCUACAUGCGAGAGCUCUUCGCACAGUUGUCACAACCGUCGUCCGGACCGAUGGUCCCGAAGACUCCAAAGGUACUGCGGAAGAAGGCGGUCCAGCGUAUCGAAACUAUACUGGAGGAUGAGGUAUUUCAGCAGCAGGAGAACGUUUCGCCGGCGAGUUCCCUUCAGUCUAUCAAUGAGGAAGUGCGGAAGGAAAGUGAGAUGACAGGCAGCAGAACCAGCAAAAGGGGAGCGUCUAAGAGAGCAGCUGAUAAUAUCAAGAUACAGAGCUCCAUCCUGAAUAAUUCAGUGAAGAAGAUGAGGAGAGAAAGCCAGAUUAAAAGAAAGAAGUCCACGGUGAGCAGUUCUGACGAAGACAACGAAAGGGCUUCUAAGUACAGUAAAAUAGAAGAAAAUUUAACGGAAGCAAAAGAACCUGUGAAAAAAAUGACAAGGAAGAAAUCUAAGCAGAUUUCUCAGCUCGCUGCGCCCGAAACUGAAACAGCUAAGGAGUCUAAUGAUACUGAAAAGACUAAUGAAGAUGAUAACUUUGAGUCGCCGGUUUUACGACGGUCGAGUAGAGUGAGCUCUAAUUUACAAAGUAAAGAUGUGAAUAAAGUUGACGCAAUUGUCGCAAUCAGUGCAGACGAUGUUGAAGAACCAUCUAUGUAUGAGGAUGCGAUUGGAAAACCUGUUCCAAUUAUGAAUUCAACUUUAAAGAACAGUCUCCUUGUGCCUUCUGAGAAAACGUUAAAUGUGGCAGUAGUGUUGGAGCGUUUGCAACAGCGACCAAAAUUAAACGAAACGAUAGUCAUUCAGAAGGCGAACGCGAACAAUAGUAAAAGGUCAAAAGAAAUGGAAAAUGUUAAGAUAACAGACAAUAUGCAGUCGUACCAACAAGCAUAUACACAACAUAACGACUGCAACGGAUUAAUUACAGACGAUGAGUCGUCGCCCGAAAUUAAAAAACCGAAGAAACAAUUGGGGGGUAAGAAACAACUGAAUAAGAAUCAAGGGAAAAAUAUUUUGUCGACGUCUAGCGAGGAAGAGAUUCCUAACACUCCGAUAUCGAAAAUGCGUAAAAACGUACAAGAAAAUAAAGUUAUGUACAAAUCGAAUGCGUUAUUUAGUCCUUACGCAAAGGAAUCUGUGAAAAAGCGGGUUGAAGCGUUCGAACAAGUGGUUAAGCAAAGCCCGAAAUCAGUUGAAGUGGACGCUCCAACAAGAAUGACUAGAACAAAAACUCGUGCAAUGGUCAACGCGGAGGCAGAAAUAAAAUGUGGAGAGAAAAAUGUUACACAGAUAUUAGCUCGUAAGUCACUCGCGAAAGCUAAGAAGAUUUCCUUAGCGAAGCAAAAGAAGAAUGAUGACGAGUUUAAAGAGGUAAAGGAAUCUGCGAACAAGGAACAAUUGCCAGAACGAAUUAAUAAAUUACUUAUGACUCAUAUUGACAAACCAAAUAUAAAGCAAAUGUCACAAUUGAAAACAACACCGUUAAAUAAAUUAAAAUUGAUGCAGCCGUCGCUGUCCGUGACUCGUCUUCACACUCCUUCAAACACGCAAAACCUUUCGAACUAUCCGAAAGCUUUGACUGCUUCACGUGCGAAUAUCGUUACUAAUGUGGAAUCUUUUAUUCAACCUCCAAAAAGUAUGACUAAAACUAAUUCAGUGGAGAAGCUGGAAGAAAAGAAGCGACACGAGGAGGACGCGAGAAAGAAGAGAGAUGAAGCCUUGAGAUUACAGACUGAAGAGAAGAGAAGAAAGCGCCAAGAGAAGGAGCUUAAAAACAAAUUAGCGAGAGAAGCUAAAGAAAAACAAGAAUUAGAGAAACGGCAGAAAGCCGAGAAAGAGAGGGAGGAGAAGGCAAAAUUAGCUCUUUUAAUGCAGGAGAAACAGCGUGAGGAGUUGGAGAAGAAACGUUUUGCUUUGCAGCAACGGGCGCAGGAAAAGGAAGAGCGCCGCAAAUUGGAGGAGCAACAGAGAUUGCAGAGAUUGCAGGAACAGGAGGAGGCUGAACGUUUGCUCGCCGAACAAAGGCGUCGGGAGCAAGAAGCUGAGAAACGCAAGGAGGUGGAAGCAAGGGCCCAACAAGCCGCUGCUGAAGCAUUAAAACAGAAAAACUUACUUGUGGCUCAAGCGGCUAAAUACAAGCAACAAACGACACAGACUAAUAAUAAGAACCAAGCUGUCGUGAAUUAUGUGUUAGAUAGUGAACCUGAUGAUGAUGAUUCAGAUGAUGAAAACAGGCCAAAACAUGAGAUACCACAUUGGGCGCAGGCGCACGUCCGAAAAGUGCAACUUGCCAUGCAGCAAUACAUUCCCGAUGCAAUAGUUUACAAGUUUUUCAAUACUCGUAAAUGCACACCAGAUUUGACUGAAUUGUUUCACGGUAUUGAUAGGAGUCGAUUGAAGCGUACAUCCAGUGCAAUCUGGAAAACACCACCGCGUAUUUCCAUGAUGGAAACAGAGUUUGUUGAGCCAAAAUUGCCAAAAUGAAAUUAAAUUACAUAGAGAUACUUAAGGACAUGAUCAGAAGCGUUAAAUACGAUAUUGCAUGCAUUAUUAGUCGAUGAUGAAAUGUAUUAUUUCAGGUAAAUCGUUUUAACUCGAAAAAUAUGAAGGUCCAUUGUUUAUUGUUAUAUAAUGUUUACAGAGUGACAAUAAUGUAUGUACGUAGCAUCUUUACAACUUAAAAAUGGCUAAUUUUUCUUAUUAUUUAUAUAUUGUCAUUCGGCAGGUUCGACAGACAAAGCAGAUCAGUGAGUGCUCAGUAAUUCUUUAAUAUGAUUAGUUCUCACCUUUAAUGCUUUGCUGAAUUUAGAAACUAAUAAUAAAGAAUUAUUGAACGUUUACUAAUUUGUUUUGUCUGUUGAACAUGUUCAUUAUUGGCUGAAGAAAAAUUAAAGCCUAUAUAUGUAAUUAGAUGAUCAAUUUAGUUAGUAAAUAAUUAGAUCAAAAAAUGAUUGUUAUAUGAGUACGAGUUUCACUAAUCUGAAUAAUGAAAAUCAAUAUUUUAUUUCGAUUUAUAUAAUGCGUAAAAUAUUUUUACUAUUUUAUUAAUAUUUGCAAGGGAGAGUUUUAAAGAAGUCAGUUCAUGGAGAAUUAACGUAGUAGAUUCGAUCUUGUAGAAGUGCCUUUAAUCCUUUCCGUUGCAGGAAAGUGUAGUGGUUUUAUUGCUCUUCUUGAAUAUAUCUUUUUACUGUAAUUAAAAAUAUUUUUACUAAAUUAUGAAUAUAUAUAUAUAUAUAAUUGGAUGAGCACUCUGUGUGAUAUCUCCAGUAAUUUGAAAUAAAAAUGAAAAUCCAUACAUAAGUUCCGUUUUCUGUCCAAGCAAGAGUGUCAUUUGUGCCUCUAUAGGUUUUAAAGAAUACGUUGGCAAAUGCGUAUAAAUUGGUAUCUAUAAUAAGAAAUUUUAAGUUCAAAUAAUUUUAUAUAAUAAUAUAUAAUAAAAUUAAUCUUACAUGAUAUGUAUUUCAAUAUAAAGCAAUGUACUCACA